UUUUGGAAAUUUUGAGGCCCUUUUCGAUCGAGAAAAAAUCUCUCUUGUUUAUCCACUAAAUUCUAAAACAUCUUUGUUUUAAUCACCGAAAGGAUGCAGUAGUUUGAUCAGCUGUGGAAUCUUUCGUCUUUAUCCUGAAUUUCUUAGCUGUUUGUCCACGAAUUUGGUUUUGAAAAAGUAAGCUUCAGUGUGACGGGCAAGAGAAGUUGUCUUUGUUGGCCUUGCCCUCCAUUUGUUUACCACUUCAUUUCUGCAACUACGAAGUUAAAUAUUUGAGAAUAUUAAGAUGACUAUGGAAUUAAGAGUCGGAAACAAGUAUCGACUAGGAAGGAAGAUCGGUAGUGGUUCAUUUGGUGAUAUUUAUCUCGGCACCAACAUAGCCACUGGAGAAGAAGUUGCUAUCAAGUUGGAAUGCAUCAAAACCAAGCAUCCCCAGCUUCACAUUGAAUCAAGGUUCUACAAAAUGCUGCAGGGUGGGGUGGGAAUCCCUGCUGUAAAGUGGUGUGGUUCUGAAGGGGACUACAAUGUCAUGGUUAUGGAGCUUUUAGGACCUAGUUUGGAAGACCUCUUCAACUUCUGCUCCAGGAGAUUCUCACUCAAGACAGUACUCCUUCUAGCUGAUCAACUUGUUUGUCGAAUUGAAUAUAUCCAUUCUAAAAAUUUCAUCCACAGAGAUAUUAAACCUGACAAUUUUCUUAUGGGACUAGGUAAAAGAGGUAACCUUGUUUAUAUUAUUGACUUUGGUCUGGCCAAAAAAUAUCGGGAUGCCAGAACCAAUGCCCACAUUCCCUACCGAGAGAAUAAAAAUUUGACUGGUACUGCAAGAUAUGCUUCAAUUCACACCCAUGUUGGAAUUGAACAAAGCAGACGUGACGAUCUAGAAAGUCUUGGUUACGUUUUAAUGUAUUUCAACCGAGGUUCAUUACCCUGGCAAGGCUUGCGUGCAGCAACUAAACGACAAAAAUACGAAAUCAUUUCAGAAAAGAAGAUGUCUACUUCUGUUGAGGAGCUCUGUCGUGGAUAUCCUGCUGAAUUUGCCACAUAUCUCAACUACUGCCGGUCGCUUCGUUUCGAAGAAAAGCCAGAUUACCCGUAUUUGAGACACCUCUUCCGGAACCUGUUCCACCGGCAACGUUUCACAUAUGAUUACGUAUUUGACUGGAACAUGCUCAAAUUUGGUGGUGCUCAGAAGCCAGCUUCUGGAGCUAAUGGAAGUAGCAGCAAUGGCUUAGCAACAGCUAACUCAGCCCUCCCUGUAGCACCAAAUCCAGUGUCAAUGCCUGUUGACGUAGCCGCAUCUUCUGAAGAUAAAGAGCAGAGGGCUCGAGCCUACAGGAAUACACCCAUCGCUCAGUGGGUGGGCCAGACAGCGACUCUCCCACCUGAGAGACCUGUACAGCCAGCGACCAAUCCCCCAGCCCCCACACGGCCCUCGUUCUCGCAUCCUACUAACCCCCUGCCUGCAACGUCCGCUUCGUGGGCUGCACGUUCCCGUGCAGCUCGUACCCAACAGUGAAAUAAUGAAAGUAUCAUUUGAAGGCUUUUAAGAUUUGAUGGUAACAAUUAAGUCAUGAAUAUAUGGAUAUUGUUACCGAUAUGUACGACCAACCCUUGUUGUAAAUGUUUAUCAUCCAUUUUCUUCCUCUGAUCUUGCCACUCUUUUGCAUCCCUUCCCGUUCUCCUCAGUUCUCGAUUUGCUCUUCGUAACGUGUCGCAGCCUUGGAAAUCGUUUUUUGAAGUAAAGUGAUGAAAUGAAAAAAAAAAAUUACUUGUAUGUUGUCACACUUGUAAAUUACGCGACAAGCUUAUCGGAAUACAAAUGGUUUCUCAACAA
Molecule: messenger RNA, 1834 nt
Organism: Daphnia pulicaria
Lineage: Eukaryota; Metazoa; Arthropoda; Branchiopoda; Diplostraca; Daphniidae
Product: casein kinase I-like
Exons: 5
Coding region: 287-1516 (409 amino acids)
Biological process (GO): peptidyl-serine phosphorylation; endocytosis; signal transduction
Cellular component (GO): nucleus; cytoplasm
Molecular function (GO): protein serine/threonine kinase activity; ATP binding
Source: RefSeq, a predicted model, not a curated record